This is a messenger RNA of Colletotrichum phormii, 420 nucleotides long. RefSeq lists its product as uncharacterized. The coding region runs from base 37 to 411 and encodes 124 amino acids. NCBI's taxonomy places the organism in Eukaryota, Fungi, Ascomycota, Sordariomycetes, Glomerellales, Glomerellaceae. The transcript has a single exon. The record is from RefSeq and is a predicted model, not a curated record.
AGACGGAGAGGCUCCUUUUACUUCUUCUUCAAUCUCAUGCAACGGGCAACAUUAUUCAUCGCUAUAGGGGGCAUGACCCUCAUCCUCUCCAUGAAUUCACAUUCAUUUCCUUUUCUAGGUAAUACAUGUCUUCCUUUAUGGCUGAGUCUUCGGACUUCGGUACUAAAAGUUGCUCUGCUAGUCCUUCGCAGAGUGGGCUCGACUCCAAGGACGAUCCUCCGGUAUAACUAUUACGCUGCUCAUGGAGCGGGCUUCAACAUGGUAAAGAAUAGCUUCAAUGAUGCAAUGAUCUAUAUCAUAGGGAUCUUACGAUCAUCAGUCUUUCAUUUUGCCCGUUGCAGGCUGGCCAGGCUUGGAUUCAAUGAGGUUCAAUGCAGCGGUGCCGGAAGAUGUAUUUCGCCGGCAAUGUGACGUCCAGUC